This is a messenger RNA of Cicer arietinum (chickpea), 1020 nucleotides long. Its product is annotated as DNA-directed RNA polymerase II subunit RPB7-like. The record is from RefSeq and is a predicted model, not a curated record. Gene Ontology annotation, biological process: transcription initiation at RNA polymerase II promoter; positive regulation of nuclear-transcribed mRNA poly(A) tail shortening; positive regulation of translational initiation. NCBI's taxonomy places the organism in Eukaryota, Viridiplantae, Streptophyta, Magnoliopsida, Fabales, Fabaceae. Gene Ontology annotation, cellular component: RNA polymerase II, core complex; P-body. Gene Ontology annotation, molecular function: single-stranded DNA binding; translation initiation factor binding; single-stranded RNA binding.
GGUUCAAAAAAACCGCUUAUAUUUGUGCUUCUUCUAAAAAAAAAACGAUUUUGUCUCGUGCGAAACUCUCGACCGCUGCCGCCGCUUACUUCCGGCCACGCCAUUCACUGCCGGUGGAAAGGCACAGUCCUCUGCUUUGCACGAACAGGAGUAAGUACUAUCCAGAUUGCAGAAAAAAUGUUUUUCCACAUAGUAUUGGAGCGGAAUAUGCAACUGCACCCGCGUUACUUUGGUCGUAAUCUUCGUGAUAAUCUUGUUUCCAAGUUAAUGAAAGAUGUGGAAGGCACUUGCAGUGGUCGACAUGGAUUUGUUGUGGCAGUUACUGGGAUUGAAAACAUUGGGAAAGGUAUAAUUCGCGACGGUACUGGAUUCGUGACAUUUCCGGUUAAGUACCAAUGUGUAGUCUUCAGACCAUUUAAAGGAGAGAUCUUAGAAGCUGUUGUUACCAUGGUUAACAAGAUGGGAUUUUUCGCUGAAGCUGGUCCUGUUCAAAUUUUUGUUUCAAACCAUUUGAUUCCGGAUGAUAUGGAAUUCCAGUCUGGAGACAUGCCAAAUUACACUACUUCAGAUGGAUCAGUUAAGAUUCAAAAAGAUAGUGAAGUUAGAUUGAAGAUAAUCGGUACUCGAGUGGAUGCUACUGAAAUUUUCUGCAUAGGUACCAUAAAAGAUGAUUUCUUGGGUGUGAUCAAUGAUCCUGCAACCGUUUAAAUGCACCUCUCUGCACUCUUCUACCAUGGCAUGGAAUUUUUCACAUGAAAUCCUUCAGAUAUCUUGGUGUAGUUCUUACUUAAAUUACCAACAACUCGUCAAUGAAUUAAUUGUUGAUCAAAUACUCUUAUUAAUUCAAUUGUUUAGUCUGCUAUGUGUAUAUAAAUUAAUUAGUACUGGUUACUUUGUUGCGUCAAUCAACAACCUCCGCAUUGCACCCCAAAUUAAGCAUGUAGUAAUAUAAGUUUGGUCCAAUAUAUGUAUUUUUUUUCUUCUUAUAUUUUGUUGAGGAGGGAGUAUUGGUUAUCAUCA